UUCUCCGUGCCCCCCACCCCCGGUUUAAAUUCACCAGAAGGGUGCUGGUGGUCUAGGAGAGGGGAGGAAAAUUAUAAUCAAAACGGGCGAGGAAGAGCAAAGGCGCAGCCUUGAAGUAAGGCGUUUUGGGAGAGGCCCGCCGCUCGCCCGAAGGAGACAGCCCCUCCACCAUGUCAUCUGACCAGACAUCUCAAUCUACAGUGCCUCCUCUCCACUCUCCAAAGUCACCUGUAUGGCCUAUUUUCCCAUUCAAUAGGGAGGGAAGCCGGAUUUGUGAGAGGGGUGCUCACCUUCUUCGGGACUUACCCAGCCCCCUUCCCACAAAAAGAACAAGGACUUACUCUGCGACGGCUCGUGCCUCUGCUGGGCCUGUUUACAAAGGUGUUUGUAAGCAGUUUUCACGCUCCCAGGGCCAUGGUUUCAUCACCCCAGAGAAUGGCACAGAAGACAUAUUUGUACACGUUUCUGACAUUGAGGGGGAAUAUGUCCCAGUAGAAGGAGAUGAGGUCACAUACAAAAUCUGUCCCAUCCCACCAAAGAAUCAGAAGUUCCAGGCUGUGGAGGUGGUGCUCACCCAUUUAGCACCACAUACAAAGCAUGAAACAUGGUCAGGCCAAAUAAUUGGCUCAUAAACUGCUUCUUGAGCCUGCAGGCCAUCAGGAAGUGGAGUUGAGUGAUAUGGUGGGUGGUGGAACUGCUGGAGCAAUGGAAGAGCCAGGCUGGCAAUUUUUGUUUGCUGUGUGACAUGUUUGCAAUUUUAUCUUGUCUUUUCUAAGAUUUAACCUUUAGUUUGUAAAUGUGCUUUUUUGUUUAUAGAAGGCAAGCAAGAAGUGGAAAAGUGUUGCUGGGUAGAUUUACUCAUAAGUCAUUAGCUCCUGCUGUACCCAAUUGGACAGAAGAAAUGUAUUAUCAAAGUAGUAUUUAUUGGCCACAAAGACUGAUAUUUAUCUGGUUGCUAUGCUAAACACAUUAAUAAUGAAAUUGUCUAUUAUCCUGCCCCUUUACCAAAUUUUUCCCUUACAUCCUCAGCAGGGGCUGUUGCAUUGUUAUUCAGCACCCUUCUCAGCCAGAACAGGCACUCAAUGAAAUGGUACUUUUCAGGGCACAGUUCUGCAUGGUCCAAACAUAGUGAAGCUGUCAUUCUUCCAGAGCUUUUCUAAAUCAUGCAAACUGCAGGGAUGCGUGAAGGUUUUUUUUUUUUUUUUUGGAGGGGGUGUAUUUCUUACAUGUAUAAUCAUAUGCAAAGAAAAAGCCUACAGGCUUGCUCCUGCACAUGGAUGGCACUUCUCUACAUUUCUGUUCAACUUUGGUUGAGACUGAGAUCAAUAGCUUGGUCACCACUGUUGUGUAUUUGAUUAUUGGUCUAGUUGCAAAUCUUCUUUCAAAAACAUUUCAUACACAGUAUCUGAAGUAGUUAUGCAGUAAUCCAAUAGAAUGUAACACUAAAGAAGGAGUAUUUCUAAAGACAAAUUGAUAACUCACUGUGAUGUUUUGCUCAAACUUGUCUAAAAAUAGGUGGAGGGAUUUUUUGGUCUUGUAAAGGAUGAUCUUACCAAAUUCAAAAUUAGUAUCUUCUGCUUGUUGUUAUGCAAAGGAGUCAGUAAAAUUUUGCAGAUAAUUGUUUGCUGGAGGUGGUUGAAGGAGCCGCCUUUCUAAAUCUAUUAGUCUCAAAUUGACUUUAAUUUUUUUCCAUAUGCACCACAGUGGUUUGUCCCAGGUAGCCUGAACUGUAGCAGUAUCUUGCUUCCAGACUGUUGUGAUAUACAUUCAGGUUAUACUUAACACAAAGGUUUUCUUGUUUCUGCUCUUAAUUGUAAACUAAGUUGCAUCUGUUUUUUUAAAUGGUAGCAAAGUAUACCGUAAUACAGGAAUAGUAAUAUAUGUUUUUUCCAUUAAUUGCCAUUAAAAGCGUGUGUCCAAGAGUAAAGGUAUUCUAGAAUUCAGCCUCUACUGAAAUGUAUUAUUUUGCUCACAUUGCAUUUUUCAUAUAUAUUACAGUGUUAAGUAUUGCCCAUGAUUGGAUUUGUGUCUACUGAAAGUAAUACAUAAUAAUAAAAUCCCAUGCAGAUUAAGCUGUUUUUGUUAGAAGACUAUAUUGUUACAACAUUCAAAAGAGACUAGAACAUCGUCUCAACAUCGUAUCCUCCAGAUGUUACUGGGAGUUGCAGUUCCAAUACAUUUGGAGUGUACCAGGCUAGGAAAAUCUGAAAUAAAAUAACCAGGAAGCAUCUGUUUUAUCCUCUUCCAUUAUGAAUGGUAGUUUUUGGCCAUGAAGAUCUGCUUGAACAAUAGCAUCUUUGUUUAUUACAUUUUCAGAGAUGUAGGCUUCAGUAUUAUCUGCAUGUAAUUGCACUUCUGAAUAUUUUUCAUGACAUGUUUUCUCAGAAUGGAUGUUUAGGCUAAUUCUCCCAUUCUCCCUUCUGUUGUUCUAACUUCGACAUUUUAAUGAUUACCCUCUGUGUGUCUGGAGAAUGAGGAUUAUGUAUAGAAGAGAUGAAGGAAUGGUCACCAGAGAUACAGAGGGAGAAUUUUUCUGGACCUUUUCCUCAAGAUUCAACAGCUGCUGUCCAGCCCAAUGAAGUGAGGAUCUGAAGGCAGCCACUUUCCUUUUGCUGUAUGAGGCAUCUCCCUGUGACAGCCAGAGGAAUGUCCUGCACACAUGUAACACCAGCAGCUUCUAGCCUAUCUCCCUCGUUGAUGGUGCAAUACCAGUGGGAGUGCCACAAAACUGUGACUUCUCUGAGAAUGCUUUUUAAUUCUUUCUGAAAUAACCUUGUUAUCUAUAGUGUGUCUGUGUUCUGACAACUUUUUGUGUGGUUCUUGCCUCUUUGAUCCCAUGUUGAUCUUUGUAACACUGGCAAUAAAUCAUUAAAGUGACUUUCCAAGA
This is a messenger RNA of Python bivittatus (Burmese python), 2887 nucleotides long. Lineage: Eukaryota; Metazoa; Chordata; Lepidosauria; Squamata; Pythonidae. The record is from RefSeq and is a predicted model, not a curated record.